GCCUGUUUCUUUGCGCGGCGCUGGCGAUUCCGUAAUUUCCGCUUCCGGUAGUGAGAACCCUUCCGGUCGGCUAGGUACUGAGCGCGGCAGGCUCUACAGAGUGAAGGUUUAAAUCCAAGGUCAUGGCAAAACAUCUGAAGUUCAUCGCCAGGACUGUGAUGGUACAGGAAGGGAACGUGGAAAGCGCAUACAGGACCCUAAACAGAAUCCUCACUAUGGAUGGGCUCAUUGAGGACAUUAAGCAUCGGCGGUAUUAUGAGAAGCCAUGCCGCCGGCGACAGAGGGAAAGCUAUGAAAGGUGCCGGCGGAUCUACAACAUGGAAAUGGCUCGCAAGAUCAACUUCUUGAUGCGAAAGAAUCGGGCAGAUCCGUGGCAGGGCUGCUGAGGCCUGUGGGUGGGACACCCAGUGGGAAACCCUCAUCCAGUUUUCUCUCCAUCUCUUUUCUUUGUACAAUCCCAUUUCCUAUUACCAUUCUCUGCAAUAAACUCAAAUCACAUGUCUGCAAGAAGGCCUCCAAAUAUAGAAACAAUCCCAUUA
This is a messenger RNA of Pan troglodytes (chimpanzee), 539 nucleotides long. It is a transcript of the gene MRPS21, whose product is annotated as mitochondrial ribosomal protein S21. NCBI's taxonomy places the organism in Eukaryota, Metazoa, Chordata, Mammalia, Primates, Hominidae. The transcript is spliced from 3 exons. The coding region runs from base 123 to 386 and encodes 87 amino acids. Gene Ontology annotation, biological process: translation. Gene Ontology annotation, molecular function: structural constituent of ribosome. Gene Ontology annotation, cellular component: ribosome. The record is from RefSeq and is a predicted model, not a curated record.